AUGCUGUUCAUCAACGCAAUUGUUUCGGCCUCAGUGGCGAACAGAAAAGGGGAGAAGAGAGUGGAAAGUAAAGUCUUUCAGGGUCGGAGAGCUCACAGCGCAUGCAGCGAGGAAUCCUCAUCCGAACUUUCUGAGACACUAUGUCACGGCCUGUCGCAGGCCCCGGCUGGCAAGCUCGGUGCCUGGAACGAGGAAUUCUCUUUCGCAAAGGUGCAGCCGUGCGAUUAUGUCGCUGAGGUCAACGGCGUACCAGGGCUCAAGGACAUGUCCCAAGAGCUCCAGAAGCGUGCGGCGGUGCGUCUCCGAAUUCUGCGCUUCCCGCCGGUCUUUGAGGUCAACCUGCCAGCGGGACAGGAGGCCCCGGGACGAGUGGUCGGCCUGAAGUAUGACCCUCCGAUGAAUGACAGGGACACGGGCUUGACGAUCAAAGAUAUAGUACCAGACAGCCGCAUGGAUCACCACAACAGGAGCUGUGUUGAGGGGAGCCGCUUCCACUUGGUGGUGAUGACUGGCUUUCGAAUCGAGGGAGUAAAUGGAGUUCACGGGGCCGGACAGAAGCUUCAGCGAGCUCUCCUUGAGGCGCGAUCUGGGCCUAUUCAUCUGACGAUCCGCCGGGUUGACAAGCCUCCCGCGGCCGGUCUUCCACGGAAGGCGAUGAACCGAUUCCGCAAUGCGAUGCGAGCCAUGUCCGGGGCGCGCCUGGGCGAUGAGCUGGACACCGGAGCAGCCACCCAUUCGCUUGCGGAGACUCUCCCGGCAGAGGGCUGGGGCCAUGUGCUGAGAAAAGGAGACGCUCGCCAACAGGAGGCAGCGGCUAUCGACAGUUCGGUGGAUUUCGCGGCGACGAUGCCACCGGGAGCUAUGAGAUCGGCAGUCAGGUUCAACAACGAGGUGUCUGUGGCAAAUGCGGAGCGAGAUGUGGUAAGCCCAAUGAUGUCGGAGAUCAUGCACAACUUGGACUACGAUGAUCCCUUCGCGCGAACCGGCAUGUCCAUGAUCUCCAUGACCUCCGACGUCUCCAUGCCAACUACGCCGCAGGUACCGCACAUCAACCCACUUUCUCCAGGGCAUGCCACAUCCGUGGCCAGCCUCACGCUGACAGAGGGUGAAGGACAGCCAGGUGAAGCUGCAGCAGAGGUGACGAACAACCUCGCGGAUGCUGCUGCUGAGGUGGCCCAGCAAGAAACGCAAAGACUCCAAGCCGGUGCAGAGCAGGCUCAUGUUGACAGCGAUGAAGCUGAACGUGAAGUAGACGCUGCCAAGGUGCUGGCAGUGGAGAUGAACAAGCGACAAGCGGCCCUGGAGAAGGCGCUGCAAGAAGAAAUGAUGAAACGGCAAGUGCAAAUGGAGAAGGAGCUCGCAGAAAAGGCAGCACAGCGGCGAGCCCAAAUAGAGAAGGCAUUGGCGGAAGAGGCGCAGCGGAAGCAGGCGGCGCUGGAGCAGGCUUGGGCCGAGGAGGAAAGACGCCUGCGGAGUCUUCAGGCCCAGAGAGCCGAAGAGGCCGCAGCAGCUUCGGCCAAAGCCCAGGAGCAGGAGGCGAAGCAGGCCUUGCAUGAGGCUUUGGUUCGCAGCGCACUGGUUGAGUCGCAAGCAGACACGAAGGAAAAAGCCGACGCAAAGCAAGCUUUCAACGAGGCAUUGGCAUUGGCCAUGAUGGCCAAGGCUCCGAUUGAGGUGCAAGCCAACGAGGGGGAAGAGGUCGAAGUCGACGUGCCCGAGGGAUUGAAGGCGACCAACGCUUGCUAA
Molecule: messenger RNA, 1746 nt
Organism: Symbiodinium sp. CCMP2456
Lineage: Eukaryota; Dinophyceae; Suessiales; Symbiodiniaceae
Source: the annotation of a GenBank genome assembly